Messenger RNA from Aspergillus tanneri, 636 nucleotides. RefSeq lists its product as uncharacterized. The record is from RefSeq and is a predicted model, not a curated record. Bases 1 to 636 code for a protein of 211 amino acids. The transcript is spliced from 2 exons. NCBI's taxonomy places the organism in Eukaryota, Fungi, Ascomycota, Eurotiomycetes, Eurotiales, Aspergillaceae.
AUGGAGAACGGCUUCGAUCCGAGAUUAGUGACGGCAACAGCCGGCCAGGGACAGGCGGAGGUUUCCACUCCAGUGGAGGAGCCCACAACAACACGAGCUCGCGACAACGCUGACAGCCCUCGAGAUUCCGAGGAAGUACUAUAUCCUUCAACGAAUGGGCAAGUUGUGGACUGCGGUCCUGGUUCAAGCAUCAGGUCGCGGGAUGGGGGAGUCCAAGCAUUGGGUCUCGCAGGAUCUGCUGGCUCUAGUCUAUUCGGUGCAAAAAAUCAUUCGCACCAGCCUUACUCUCAUUUCAAUUCCUCCAAUUCCCAACAAAAUAGGCCGGAUGAACGGUUGCAACCACCAUCCGUUGGACAGCCGGAAACACCCUGGGAAGUUCCACCUACAACUGCACAAUAUCUCUCAGUCGGAAUGAAUCUAGAUCCCGAAGCAGAGUCUGUUUGGUAUCUGCUCAAGUCUCAGGCGAGUUCCAUGUGCGACAAAAUCAUCACUGGCCUGAUAGUAAAAGGACUGAAGGAACGUCUGGGAUCCAAAGCAUAUCUGGCAUCGAUUACGAACACAUUUGUUAAUGGCUCACAGCUUCCUCAUAGCGGGACGGGGGCCCCAUACUACGGUUUUGGACCUGGGGGAUACUAG